CCUCUUCUCCCAUCUCCCAUGGAACUACGAAUAGCGAUGCGCCCUCGUGCGAAGCGCCCCAACUCGUUUGGAGAAUGGCUGUUGCCUGCGAAACGAGCCCGAUCGACGCUCUCGAGCACAAAAUCAUCGAGGCAAGUGUCUCCGGCCACACUGUUACGGAAAAGACAGAUCGACGCCGACGACGACGACGACGAAGCACGCCAGUUGAAGCGGGCGCGGUUGACACGGCAAAACUUGGCCUUGUUCAAUAAGAUGGGGAAGAAGAAGGAAGCAAAGAAAGCAUCGGCGUCUGCCGCCCCGGAGUCCACGAUUCAGUCGUCGACAACAAGGACCACCUCGACCACCACGUCUGGUUUUGCUCUCCAGGCCGAUAAGAAUGGCAUCUUACUACCCCUCGACUCUAACCGCCCCGAGAACCUCGAGGCCAUGCGCCAAAGACUUGCCAGAUUCCGUGAGACGGCUUCGCCCCCCGAGUCGGUGUACGAGCGAUACGCCUACAAAGUCGGGACAGCACGUAACGAAUCGACCAUGGUCGUCGAAAUGGCACCGCUGUUGAAGGAGUACGAGGACCGGGGAUACGACAGGGUGUUCAACCAGGCAUUUACGGCAUUCCCCAAGGAUGUUGGCUUCAACAAUUGCCUGUCUGCUCCACAGCCCGACUUUGUUGAGGGGCUGUCCAUAAGACAAUACCGUCCAUUUCCAGUCGACGAGCAUGUCAACGGUGCGGCUCUUUAUGAAGAUGACCCUCAUUCACUGGCAUUGCCGCAUGUGGCCGGGGAGUGGAAGGGACGUGGGAAAGAUAUGGAAGAAGCGAGAAUGCAGAGCGCGUAUGAUGGAGCGGCUCUUGUCUACGCCCGGAACCAGGCCUUAAGUACUAUGGAGAAACCUGGAUCUCCCGGCCAUGCAGAAGUCACGACCUUCACUACGGAUGGCACCAAUAUCAACUUUUUUGCACACUAUGCUGCUCAGUCGGAGGACGGUGUGCUUGAAUACCACCAGCAUCCCGUCACAUCAACAAACUUGAAGAACUCUCAUCAAGAGUUUAAACAGGGUCGCAGGCAGCUCAGAAAUGCGCAAGACCAUGCGAGGGAACAGUCGUAUGCUCUCAGAGAUCAGCUAAAGGAACAUUGGAAGAAGCAAGGUGCGGUGGACAGCCUCGGCUCCAUCGCUGAAGGAGUUGUUACUCAACCUGUGUUAGACAAGGAUGCUGUCGCACCAGACGACUACGGCAAAAGUGGAAUGAACACUCCGCUAAUGCGUAGUGUAAUGAUGGCCUAUACUGGAUGUGACAGAGGCGCCGCCGGAUAUAACGAAUAUAUAUAAUACUAAAUAAAAUAAUACUAAAUAAAAU
Messenger RNA from Ilyonectria robusta, 1351 nucleotides. RefSeq lists its product as uncharacterized. The record is from RefSeq and is a predicted model, not a curated record. Bases 19 to 1323 code for a protein of 434 amino acids. NCBI's taxonomy places the organism in Eukaryota, Fungi, Ascomycota, Sordariomycetes, Hypocreales, Nectriaceae. The transcript has a single exon.